Molecule: messenger RNA, 3604 nt
Organism: Ceratina calcarata
Lineage: Eukaryota; Metazoa; Arthropoda; Insecta; Hymenoptera; Apidae
Gene: eys
Product: eyes shut
Exons: 15
Coding region: 70-3588 (1172 amino acids)
Biological process (GO): establishment or maintenance of epithelial cell apical/basal polarity; heterophilic cell-cell adhesion
Cellular component (GO): protein-containing complex; plasma membrane
Molecular function (GO): calcium ion binding
Source: RefSeq, a predicted model, not a curated record
UUAAUCGAAUGAAAAUGAGCCUCGUACGAAUAUCCGUGACGGUACAUAGUAAAUGGUCAUACUAGAAUUAUGCUAUUUAUAUUCAGAAUGCAACAGACGAGAAUGCUCAUUGAAAAAUCUAUGAAAAAGGAGAUUCUCGUUCCGAUAAUAAUUCUAUUCUUAGUAACUGGCCUUUCACGGGGAUUGAAUUGCAGCGGAGAUCCAUGCAUGUACGGAAUUUGCUUAGAAGAUGCAAACAGCACCUAUUCUUGCUACUGUAUCGAUGGCUACACUGGAAUCAAUUGCGAGAUCAAUUGGGAUGAUUGUUGGUCUGAUCCGUGUCUCAACGGAGGAACGUGUAUCGAUGCUGUCGCGGCGUAUAAUUGCACCUGUCUCGACGGUUUCGUAGGUAUUAAUUGCGAGCAAAAGUAUAGCGAAUGCUCGAAUCAUCCUUGUCUCAAUAAUGGGACAUGCCUCGAUUACGAUGGCAUCAUUUGCCAAUGCCCUGACGGAUACUCAGGUGAUUAUUGUGAAAUCGACGUUUCGGUUUGUAACGACACGAUAUGCAAGAACGGAGGGGAAUGCGUGGAAGGACCUGGCUUCUCUUUUUAUUGCCGCUGUUCCGAAGGCUGGACAGGCCGAUUGUGCGACGAAGAUGUCAACGAGUGCGUCACGUCGCCGUGCAAAAACGGCGGUCUUUGCAUCAACAUACCUGCUACGUACACGUGCGCUUGCCUCUUCGGGUACACGGGUAAAGACUGCGACAAGGCUAUCAUACCCUGCGACGAAAAUCCUUGCAAGAACGACGCGGUAUGCUUGUUCGAAGACGAGCGACCGGUUUGCUACUGCGUGCCCGAUUACCAUGGCCAAUUAUGCGAGCUUAAGUACGAUGAUUGCGAAUCGAAAUUCGCAAACUGCGAGAACGGGGGUACUUGUAUCGACGGCGUGAACAGUUUCACUUGCGCCUGCCCGACGUUCUACAGCGGUCCAUUUUGUAAUACCUACGAUCUUCCAUCAACCACCUUCUCACCCUUCGAGAGAACUGAGACUGAUAGCGACCAGAAGAUCACUGCCUUUACCUCACAGAUACUGCCAGAAAUGUCAUCCGUGACUUCCACGACAGUGCAAUCUUCAUCUAAGGGUACGAGUCGUUCCUAUACGAAAUGGUACCCGUUCACCGAGACGUCCUCCACAGAUAGAACCGAGGUAGAUUUUUUUACUAGCAGUAGCAGCGGCAGUAGCGAUGGCACAGAAACUACUUUUGUCACGACACCCAUGUACAUAACGAGUAAAGAGAUGUCUCAAACUGAAAUAGUCUCGUUAGAAACCCAAACGUUUUCCAAUGUUUCGAGCGAGGUACCAUCGAUAGUUCCAACAUUAAAAAUCGAAGCGGAACAUGGUACACCGAAAUUCGGUUUAAAUGAAACGACGACUGAAACGAUCUAUCAAGAGAACGGUAGAACCUUCGCGUCUGUACAUCCUACUGAUUCCCUCACUUCAGAGGCUACAAUGGGAUAUGUUCCAAGUACAGGGUAUUCUACGGUGACUACUACUGAGAAAGUGAUAAAAGAGAUCACGCCGGAGAGUGAAAGAAGUAGCUCGGUGACUACUACUGAGAAAGUGAUAGAAGAGAUUACGCCGGGCAGUGAAAGAAGUAGCUGGCUCUCUACCAUCACGACUUCCUCGAGUUUUAUAGAGUUUGGGCAAAAUAGAACGGAAUCGACAAGCUCUAUAGCAGGUCAACCAUUUACAGAUAGUUGGACGUUCACUGAAUUAUCGAAGCCUUCAAGCACAGGGAUUGAAAGUUCUACAUUUGCUUUUGUUACCAAUGUUUCUUCACCCGUGACGAGUAGCACUGUGAAGACAAUUUUUGACGAAAGUACUACUGCCAGUGAGAGUGAACGAAUUUCGACAAAAGCUGGAUCACCGGCCACCGUAGAAAGUAGUACAACUACAGAAUGUCAAGGAACUUCUUGUAUAAGUACCACGGUACCCUCGCACAACGGCCGUGAUUGCAACUGCACGCAGCGCGAGAAUUGCAAAACCGGUCCUGACAUAGUGCGAGCUGCGUUCUAUGGAAAAUCGUACGCGAGGCAACAUGUCGACGUUGAAAUUUCGGGUGGCAAUAACGCGACGAUAAGAAUUUUUGUUCGACUCAAAACCCGUUUCAAGGACGGUAUCAUAUUACACGUUUACUUCGACAACGAGAAAUACGCGUUGGUGUAUUUGGAAUAUGGCUCGUUAAAGUUUCAAUUCUCUUGUGGGCUUGACACCAUGCUACUAGGCGAGAUAGAUUCGCCUAUCGACAACGGAUACGAAACACAGAUCGAUACACGAUUUCAGUAUUUCAUGAGAAACGAGACUAACAAAUGUUCAGCACGUUUGCUAGUGAACGGUACGGCAUCAGUGAGCGGAGAACAAAUUUUACCAUUACAUGGGCAUCUCCCGCGACACGCUAAUUUGCAUUUGGGUGGAAUACCAAUGGUAUUUUCUCACUAUUUCGCCCACGUCUCUAUGGGAUUCACCGGCUGCAUGGACUCGCUGAGGAUAAAUGACGAGCCGCGUCACUUCAUCCACGACUCUAUAGAAACAUUUCAAAUCGAGGAUUGCGUAUCAUUUUUGUGCCUGUCGAAUCCAUGUCAAAAUUUCGGCGCGUGCGAAGAGGUAAACGGCACGGUGCGGUGCAGAUGCAUAGCGGGAUACACGGGCCCGUUUUGCGAGCGUUCGACGUGCGAUGAAAAUCCUUGCGCACUAGGCGCGACUUGCAUCAGUUCACCUGGUUCAGGUUUCGUUUGCGUUUGUCCACUCGGGACUCAUGGACUUCUGUGCGAAGAAGAUACUGUCAUAACUCGACCGUCAUUCUCGGUACUCGUACCUGGAUUCUCUUCGUACAUCGCUUACGGUGUAUCGAACUCCAUAAGAGAUACAAUGGAGUUGAAGUUGAAGCUGAUACCGCGUACUUUCGAACAAAUAUCUUUGAUAGCUUAUUUAGGGCAAAGCGGAUCACGUCGCGAUCUAUCGGAUCACCUCUCCGUAACAUACGUCCGCGGUUACAUCAUGUUAACAUGGGACUUGGGAGCUGGAGUUCGUAGAAUAUUUACCAGCGUUCCGUUGAAUGCGGCAACGAUAACAGCAACGGCGAGCAAGAGUUACAUGACGUACACGGUCCGGGUUGGAAGAAGGGGUCGGGAUGCGUGGCUCGCAGUGGAUGGUAUAGGCAAUGUAACUGGUCGAGUGGUUGGCUCCAUGACACGGCUCGAUGUAUCGCCGAUACUUUAUAUCGGUGGACACAAGUCGAAGAACUUUGAACUAUUGCCCCAUGAUCUGCCUCUUCAUACUGGCUUUUCUGGUUGUAUAUUCGACAUCGAAUUACGCACGGAAAAUUCGAUUUAUCCGAUAACCAGUUCCAGCCCUGCAACAGGUCGUGGCGUUGGUGAAUGUCACCGGAACGAGUGCAUUCGGCAUUCAUGCAAAAACGGCGCGGUGUGUUUAAACCAUGGGGCUACGUAUAGUUGCAUUUGUACAAAAGAAUGGAUGGGAUCUGAUUGUUCCAUACCGAUAAAACCGUUAUCUUCUGUUGAGUCAUCCUCUUGUAACACUCCAAAUUAAUAAAAACGUUGUUUAA